UUUAAUGCAUACUUUAAAGAUGGCCCUCAAUUAGAAAGCCCUUUUCAAGGGACAAAUCUACCUCAAAAUUUGGGCCCUAUGUUUUUGUUUUCAGGUUUGUACAUUUCAUUGCAGGGUAAAAGCAUUAUUAGUACUAUUAUUGAUAUUACAGUAAAAAUUUUAUACUAAUAACUUAUUGCCAUGAGUUGGGUUGAAGCACUAAAGAAAAGGAAUGCAAAGAUUUUGAAGGAAAAAGAGGUCAAAACAGCAGAGGAACAGGAAGAGGAGGAAGAAAAGUUGAUGACAAAGUAUUAUGUUGAAUACAAAGAAAAGUUGUACUGCAAAUCUGCAAAUAAUGCUGGUGCAAAUUCAAUUCCACGAUUCUAUUUUAAGCUGCCAACGGAUGAUGAUGUUUUACAGCAAAAACUACGAGAGGAAUCACGGGCAGUUUUUCUUCAACGCAAAAGCAGAGAAUUAUUGGAUAAUGAAGAAUUGCAUUCUUUGUGGAACUUAUUGGAGAAGCAUAGCCAACCACCAUCUGUAGGAGAUGAACAGAUGAUUAACUACCAUGGCUUCCUGAAAGUGAAAGAUGAAGCAGGUCCAAAAUGCAGUCAAUUCUUCAAGCCCAUCACUUACAUCAAACUGUAUCAGAAAGACACAUUCGGAAGAAUAUCCAUUAUGCAGUUCUUUAAUUAUGUUAUGAGAAAAGUUUGGUUGUAUCAAACACGAAUUGGUUUGAGCUUGUACGAUGUAGCAGGUCAAGGUUUUCUGCGAGAAUCAGAUCUAGAAAAUUAUAUUUUGGAAUUAAUCCCCACUUUACCUCAGCUUGAUGGAUUGGAGAAGAACUUUUAUUCUUUCUAUGUGUGUACAGCUGUUCGGAAAUUUUUCUUCUUCUUGGAUCCAAAGAGAACUGGUAAAAUUAAAAUUCAAGAUAUACUUUCAUGCAGUUUCUUAGAUGAUCUACUCGAGCUUCGUGAUGAAGUUUUGUCGAAAGAAAAACAAGAGUCAAAUUGGUUUUCAGCCCCUUCUGCACUAAGAGUUUAUGGCCAAUAUCUUAACUUGGACACGGAUCAUAAUGGAAUGCUCAGUAAGGAGGAGCUAAAAAGGUAUGGUACAGGAACGCUAACCAACGUUUUCUUAGACCUCGUGUUUCAAGAAUGUUUAACUUAUGAAGGAGAGAUGGAUUACAAAACCUAUCUGGAUUUUGUACUUGCGUUAGAGAAUAAGCGAGAACCUCAGGCGUUGCAGUAUCUGUUUAAAAUACUAGAUGUACAGCACAAUGGUUUCUUGAACACAUUUGCUAUCAAUUAUUUCUUUCGAGCCAUUCAACAAGAGAUGGAGAAGCAUGGGCACGAGCAAGUUUCUCUGCACGAUGUAAAGGAUGAAAUAUUUGAUAUGGUCAAGCCAGUCGAUCCACUUCAUAUAACUCUACCCGACUUAAUCAACAGUUCUCAAGGUGACACCGUGGUUAACAUUCUAAUAGAUGUGAAUGGAUUUUUAACGUACGAAAAUCGUGAAUUACUUGUGCUGGAAGAUAAUGAAGAUGUUAUUUAACGUUCUUUGGGUAAUUAAAGUUGAGAAAUCUGCGAACCACAACCUCGCAUACCGUUGCUGUCAGUAUUGUUCAACAGUUGCGAAAUUUACAAUGAGCUUUAUCAACAGUGUUAGCUUUGGCCAAGGAUAGUUUAUCUCCUGACUCAAUCAAAUAGAAAGCAAUAUAUGAUGCAACUCUUAAAACAGAUACAAGAUUUAUCAAACUAUUUAUUUGUACAUACAUAUAUAUUCAAAAUAAUGUUCCUUAACAGGA
Molecule: messenger RNA, 1786 nt
Organism: Hydractinia symbiolongicarpus
Lineage: Eukaryota; Metazoa; Cnidaria; Hydrozoa; Anthoathecata; Hydractiniidae
Product: serine/threonine-protein phosphatase 2A regulatory subunit B'' subunit gamma-like
Exons: 21
Coding region: 181-1533 (450 amino acids)
Biological process (GO): regulation of dephosphorylation; cortical cytoskeleton organization; B cell homeostasis
Cellular component (GO): centrosome; spindle
Source: RefSeq, a predicted model, not a curated record